AUGGAUGUCCAAACAUGCACAUCUUCUAAAUCCACCUCCACAAUGUCCAGGCCUGGACGAUGUGAAGGCAUCGUCCAUAGCUCAACCGCAGCCACUUUUUGUCCCUCCUGCCAACUCCGUCGCCCUCUCUCCCGCCAAGUCGCUUGCUCUGGAGACGAAGAGGACGCCGUCGCGAGGUCGUCGUCACGCCACACCACAGCAUCCCGAGGCGAGAUGGAAGGAGACGAGCGUUUUCUCGACAUGUUGAACUUCGGUGUAUCACCACAAGUGCCAGAUAGUCCAGUUGGGGAGCAAGAGAUGCCACCAACUCAAGAAGUGUCUGCAUCUGCCAAAGCAAAAUCCACUAAAGGAAAGAAUUGGUCUAGUCAAGAGGAUGAAUUGUUGGUGGCAGCAUGGUUGCACACCAGUUUGGAUGCUGUGAUAGGGACAGAUCAAUCAUCAAAUUCUUAUUGGGGUAGGAUUUAUGAUUACUACAGCACGCGCAAGAAAGUGGCAUGGCCGGUGCGUGUUCAAAAUGCAAUCACUUGUCGUUGGAGCACUAUUAAUGAACAAGUCAGUAAGUUUUGUGAAUACUGUCGUGGAAUUGUCACGGCAGAUGUCCUUAGUGUCAGGACUUAGUCGCGAGGCCAA
This is a messenger RNA of Aegilops tauschii subsp. strangulata, 630 nucleotides long. The record is from RefSeq and is a predicted model, not a curated record. NCBI's taxonomy places the organism in Eukaryota, Viridiplantae, Streptophyta, Magnoliopsida, Poales, Poaceae.